AUGGUAGCAUUAAACGUUGCUGGCCUUCAUGAUAGCCAUCUGCACCAGAAGGUCUCUACGACUUGCCACCCAAAUGAGAAGUUUGCUCUACGAAAGCCUCGAAAGCCUCGAAAGAAAGUGAAGGCGAUUAUCUGUGUUCUUUUCGUGGAGUUAUUCGAGAGGUUCACUUUUCUUGGGAUUGUGUGUAAUAUGAUCCUAUUUUGCAGCAUAAGACUGGGAUAUAACAAUUACCAGGCUGCCAUUGUCAACCUAUGUUUUGUGGGAGCCAGUACACUCACACCUGUUCUCGCAGGAUGGUUUGCAGAGACAUGUUUGGGAAGGGAAAAAGUUUUUUACCUUAGUGCUCUCCUUCAUUUCUUUGGCACAGCACUGCUCCCCGUAGUUGCAUUCCCAUUCGAUGAUUUCUACAUUGACACACACAAUAUUAAACAUCAGCUUGAGCCGCAUAUACAACAUAUUCUCUUCUACACAGGGCUGCUAUCUGCUGCUCUUGGUAUUGGGGGGAUACGUGCUAUUCUUUGCCCAUUGGGAAUCAAUAACCUUCAAGGUUAUAAUCAAAAGAAGAUACUAUCCUUUUUCAACUGGAUCUACUGGUUAGUCAAUCUGAAUUCUACAGUAAUUUUCUUGGGGAUCGCCUUUAUCCAGCAGUCUGUGGGCAAAAACCUGGGCUUUCUUAUUCCCUUCACUUCUGUUCUCCUGGGACUCGUUGGCACCCUUAUGGCACGCAGCAAACUUAUCCUACAUCCCAAGAAAGGUAAUUCAUUGCUGACCACACUGGGUGUGUUUCUAAACGCUUUAAAAAUGGGCUGCUUCCAUUAUCGUCAUUUGAGUGGAGAUGUGACUGACUGGCUUGAUCGAGCCAAAGAGAACAACGGAGGAUGCUACAGUGAGACCAAAGUGGAAAAUGUUAAAAUAAUGCUAAAGCUUUUUCCUCUUUUUGCACUGCAGUUACUCUACAGGACUUGUAUAACCCAGAUUCCAUCAGGAUAUUUUCUCCAGACAAUGCAUUCAAACCUCAACCUUAAUGGUGUCAUGCUGCCAAUAGCAGCUAUGAAUGUGAUCAGCAUUUUGCCUUUACUUAUUUUAGCACCACUACUGGAGUUUGUCAGUACCUGUUACCAGUAUUUAAAGAGAACACCUCCCUCCCCAGUCAAAUUAAUAAUAUUCGGACAUGUGUGUGCAGCUCUGUCUGCGCUAAUUGCAGGUAUUUCAGAGAUGCACAGAAAGCACUAUCCUCAAAUGGAUCAGUCCAUCUCAGGUACUGUGCUUCAGGUGUCCUCGAUGCCUUGCAUUCAUCUUGCACCUCAGUACAUCUUACUGGGUGUGGCAGAAGCCUUUGUCACCCCAGCAUGCUCCCUUAUCUCCUUCUGUCUUACUCCCAGCAACCUUAGAGGGAUCGCCCUACAAUUCCUUACUCUCUCCUAUGGUGGAGGAUCUUUUCUGGGUGCUCUUCUGAUUCAUUUCUUUUACUUUGUGUCUGGUGGAAGCUUUUAUCCAAAUAUAUUAAACAAUGGCAAUAUGGAAAGAUUUUUUCUUACUCUAGCAAUAUUGAUGGCCAUAAACACACUGUUAUUAUGGAAAAUAUCUCACAAGUACACAGAUCUAAGUGUUGACUUAAAUACAAGAGUGAGACAAAGUUGCCUGGCUGAAAAGCUUCUGCAAUAUAAAGCCUGCCUCAGAUAUUAUACAGUGGAACCAGAUUAUCCAUAGAGACUUUUUUUUUUUUUUUACUUCUGCAUGAUUGGUCAAUAACUUAUUACAUGUUUUACCUUAUUACAUGGCUUUGGCAAAUUAUUGCUGCAUUAUAUUUAGUUGAAAAUAUAUAUUGUGACGCUGGCGUUACACAAAGUGUUUGAUUGAACUUUAUCUAUGUGCUAACCCCAUACCCCACUUCCAAUUAUGUGACUCUAUAAGCUAAGAAAUUGUUUUGCCUUAACUUAAUGGAAUUGUUGGUGCUACCAAUCCCUUAAUGUGAAUGAAC
This is a messenger RNA of Clarias gariepinus (North African catfish), 1981 nucleotides long. RefSeq names its product solute carrier family 15 member 5 (gene slc15a5). NCBI's taxonomy places the organism in Eukaryota, Metazoa, Chordata, Actinopteri, Siluriformes, Clariidae. Gene Ontology annotation, cellular component: membrane. Gene Ontology annotation, molecular function: transmembrane transporter activity. The record is from RefSeq and is a predicted model, not a curated record. The transcript is spliced from 9 exons. Gene Ontology annotation, biological process: transmembrane transport. The coding region runs from base 1 to 1710 and encodes 569 amino acids.